This is a messenger RNA of Torulaspora globosa, 1575 nucleotides long. It is a transcript of the gene CMR1, whose product is annotated as Cmr1p. The transcript has a single exon. The coding region runs from base 1 to 1575 and encodes 524 amino acids. Gene Ontology annotation, biological process: regulation of DNA damage checkpoint. Gene Ontology annotation, cellular component: nucleus. The record is from RefSeq and is a predicted model, not a curated record. NCBI's taxonomy places the organism in Eukaryota, Fungi, Ascomycota, Saccharomycetes, Saccharomycetales, Saccharomycetaceae. Gene Ontology annotation, molecular function: DNA binding; protein binding.
AUGGGAGAACUAUCUGAAUUCCAGAAGAAAAGGCUGGAGAAUAUUAAGAGGAACAAUGAGCUCCUGAGGAAACUGAACCUGGUUGGUACUGCUGGUAGAAUUAAAAGAGAAGCUGGUGUGGACGAAGAUCAUCACCGUCAAAAAAGGAAGGCAAGUCGCCAUGCUGCAGAUAGGAAAAGUGUAUCACCUAAGCCAACGAGAGUUCCAACUCGUCGUUCCAGUAGGCUGAGAGGGCAGCCGGCGGAUGGAGAAAGCGUCCCGAAUGUCAGUGACAACUAUCUCAUGAAGAUGGGGAGGAGUAGCUCACCAGAUCAAGAACUGGUAGAUCAAAUGAAGGAGACGAAGGUUAUAGGAGAUGUGAAAUUGAGCGACCUUUUGAAGGGCGAGAACGAAGAUGACCUCGUUGAGAAGUUUAGAUUAUUCGCAGACAAGAAUUUCUCUUCGGGAGACUUCUUCAAAGAGAUUCGUGAACACCAGGGAAAGGAGAAGCCUCAUCUACGGCAGCUUCGGCAGGAAUUUGAUCUUGAGCUGUACGAUGUGUUUCAACCGAACGAGAUCAAGCUAACCCAUGAUCGAAUCAGUGCGAUGUACUUCCAUCCAACGGUUGAUAGGAAAUUGAUUUUAGGCGGUGACACUACUGGAAACAUAGGUCUGUGGAGUGUCCGUGACCAGCCAUUAGAGGAAAACGGCGCUGAUGACUUGGCCGAACCUGAGAUCACUAGGGUCCAGCUGUUCUCAAAGAAUGUUGGGCGUAUAGAUUGCUUUCCCAGCGAUACUUCAAAAAUCUUGGCAUCAUCGUAUGAUGGCUUUGUUCGAUCGAUCGACUUGAAAACUUUGAAAAGCGAUCAGCUGCUAGCGCUAACUAAUGAAUACAACGAGCCUCUGGGAGUAAGCGACUGCCAGUUUAGCUAUGAGGACAUGAAUGUUCUUUUCCUGUCGACUCUCACUGGUGAGUUCACGACAACGGACCUGAGAGAGAAGCCUUCAAAAUGGAAUCUUAUCAGGCUCUCCGAUAAGAAAAUCGGCUCAUUCAAUAUCAAUCCUCAGCGCCCUCACGAGAUUGCAACAGGAUCUCUUGACAGAUCAUUACGAAUCUGGGACAUCCGAAAGCUAGUCAAGAAACCAAAAUGGUCUCAGUACAGGGACUUUCCAAGUUUCGAGAUUGUAUCUACCUACGACUCCCGAUUAAGUGUCUCUGCUGUCUCAUACUCUCCAACUGACGAGACACUGGUGUGCAAUGGCUACGAUGAUACUAUCAAUCUCUUUGACGUCCGCAAAGAGCAGCUCUCGGAGUCCCUGAAACCCAGACUGACUUUGAAGCACAAUUGCCAAAGCGGAAGGUGGACAAGUAUCCUAAAGGCAAGAUUCAAGCAGGACAAGGACGUUUUUGCAAUCGCCAACAUGAAAAGGGCUAUUGAUAUCUACGAUAGCCAGGGUGAACAACUCGCUCAUUUGCCUACAGCGACAGUGCCGGCGGUGCUCGCCUGGCAUCCUCUACGUAACUGGAUCGUCGGGGGCAAUUCCAGUGGGAAGGCCUUCUUAUUCACAGACGAAGGCAGAGUCAAGGAAGAAUAG